UUAAGAGGCAGAAACCUCGUGCAGAACCAGACCCAAAGGUGGGCGGCCAUCCGCCGCUGUCGGUGGGGAAUCUGGUGUUAAAACCAUGGACUCAAUGUCAUAGUGGGAAUACUGUCUACUCCAAACACUUUUACGGCCUUCAAACGUAUGAUUUGUGUUGUGUGCUGUGAAUAGCUGUUUGCAAUGCUUCAGGUUCUCCUGGCCUGCCUGUGGGGAUGAUCACACCCUUUUGUCAAACACACUGAUGAUACCAACCUGUGGAAACUGAGGACACCAGCUGGACGCUGCCUGCCAUUACAGCACAGUUGACAUAACUCAGUUUGAUUUAAAAAAAAAAAAAAAUGCACACCUUUAAUUUCAGUAGCAUCUACACCAGCCUCAAAUAAAAACAUGGAUAAAUGUGAAAGAGGCAUGGGACUUCUCUGCUUCUUGCUGUUACCUCUCGCCGCUGCUGCACGCGUCAGGUCCUCCCUCCCCAUCCUCACUGAGUCCGCCCUCCUCUCCUCAGCUCCGGUCCGAGGAAACCAGCAGCAGCAGCAGACCUGUGCAGGGGAAACAGUUUUUCUCUUUCAUCUUUUUUAAACCGCCACAACCGGAUGGGAGACAAGCCUGCAGGCGUCCUGUAAGACCCAGCUGGCGGUUGCUCGCUGCUGCAGAGCGUUUCCACACUUGCCCGCUGAGCGAAGCAGGAAGGGAACCAUGAUUGACCUGAGCCACCUGACGGAGGAGGAGCAGGGGGUGAUUAUGACGGUGCUGAGGAGGGACGCCGAACUGAAGAAGGCUGAGGAGGAGAGAAUCAGCAAACUGGAGAAAAUGCUGAACAGUGGCUCACAGUCAGACACCAAGCGGAAGUACCUGACCGGAGAGUGGUUUUACGAGGCCAAGUCUCGGAGACACACGGACAAGAUCCACGGCUCGGAAAUCAUCCUGGCCUCCAUGAAACCGAGGAAAGCUGGUUUAGACGGGUCUCUUAGAAUUGAAAGAUCCAAGACGCCUAGCAGUCAAGGUUCAGACAUCGUUGCUCCACCAAAACCUGCCAGAUCUUUGGAGACACUACAGCCACAGGAAAUCAAUGAUGCAGAAAAAGAGAAUCUCAUUUCAGCGGCCCACUCUCCAAGAACGCCAAGGCACAACCCUUUUAACCGUGCUUCCCUUAUUGUUGUUGAGCCACCUCAAAAUAAUAACGACAUGUCAACCGGUCGGGACCAGGAGUCAUCCGAGACAGAGCCCAUAUCUCCACUGAAGAGCCACCCAGCAGGAGAAGCCAGUCAGACUUCAGGGGGCUCCGUCACAUCAGAGGGCUCCUCUGUGGGGUUCAGGCCGGUGCCAAAGAAGAGGACAUUUCACUCAAGACGUACCUCCAGUCAGUCAGAAAGCAAUGGUCCGGGAUUAGACGCUCAGGUGGGGUCAGUGGGGGUCGUUCCUGCUCCAAGACGGAGCCUUCAGCGAGGGUCCAGUGUGAGCUCUAACCAGUCCUACCUGAAGGGCCAAGAUGAAAUGCCUCAGAAAAGUAUAGCAUCUAAUCAAGUAUCUCAGUCUGCUCUGCCAUCCAAAUCUUUAGAUGAAAACUCCCAGCAGCCACUCUGUGAUGUAUCUCAGGUUUUGCCUAAUUCCAGUGUGGCGAGAGAAAGAAACCCACCUUCUAUAACAAGAAACAGGCCAGAUUCCUCCAACGACUCUCACCCAAACAUUUUAGCUAAACUCUCUCAUCCUUCCACUGCAACUCACAACCUGCACGAUUUCAGACCAGCCACAAACACCAGGAGUGAUGCGCCCACUGACAGAGAAAUCCCACAGAAGAGCUAUGAACGAGAUGAUCAGACACAAAGUCAACAUGAAGUGAUGAACGCUGUCAUUCUGCACACUGGCAGCAUUCAGGAUUCAGACAGAGAAAACAGUGUGGGAACAGCAACGAGGCAGGAAGAACUGAGUUUGACCCAAAGCACUGUGGGUCCAGAUCCUCCAGUAUCUUAUGAUCUCAACUUCAUUGAUAAGUCUGAUCAGCAAACCCAGAAGAAAUCAAAUCAGAAAGACGUGUUUAAAUUAUCCACUCAGACCACCAGUCCCACUGUUGAUAAGGAGUCUAUCGCGAAGGUGCUGGACUGGUUCAGCCGCAGCACAGACAGCAUUGAUUGGCUAAAUACAGAAGACAGUCCAGAGGCCACAACGAGCUCUGACAAACAUGUAGAAAUCAGCAAAUUAAGAGGUGAAGAUUCAUUAAGAAAAGAUUCUGAGGAUAUUAUAUGUGAUGGAAAGAAGGAAUCUCUUGAAAUGAAGAGAAGUCACUUACAAAGACAGACCAAUGAGGCUAAGGAGUUAAGAGUAACAGACAGAACAGGCAACAAGGAGCUGACCGAAACAGAAGAAGAAUCUAUCAAGGAUACCGGAGAGAGAAUGCAGCAACAGGAAGUUAAAGAUAAUAACAAUGAAAGCCAACCACCCCAAAUCUCUCAUCUGAAGUCAUUCUGGGAGAAAAGGAACACAGGCCCUAAAAUACUUAUCAGCAAAUCAAUCACGCCCAGCGACAAAGGACAAAAACCUGCUCACGUCUUGGCGGGGAAAGAUGAGGAGAAAGUGAACAAACCCCACAGAGUGUCUGAUAUGCCCUCUGUGCCUGGAAUACACAAUGGGAAGGGGAGUAAUGAUAAGUUCGCCUCAGAUCAUAGGGGUGACAGAGAACAACAGCUGGUAAUCAGUCCACAGAAAGAUACUGGAGACAAUGUUCGCUUAAAUAAUAACCAGGGGGUAGACAGUACUUCAACUCAAAGGAACAAUAAUGAUCCAACAUACAACUCAGAUUACUUCAAGUUAGCAGCCAGUCCCCAAGUAGCUGACAGUGGAGGUUCAGACACUGAGAUUUUAUGUGUAACCAGACUUCCACAGUCAAAGACACCCAUCCAGUCCAGACUCUGUCCAGAGUCUGAAAGCUUCUCCUUAGUCAAACCAUAUCCACAACCUGACAGUAUUUCCCAAUCUAGAGAAACCCAACUGCAAGAUGAGCUGUCCAAGCAGCUGGAUACAGAUCUCCAAACAAGAAACAGCCCAGACACUGAGAAGCUCUAUUUGUCCAGAAACAGCCCAUACGUGGACUACAAGCAAGGCGGGAAUGAUAUACAAAUCACCCCCAAAACACAAAUGCGUAGAGGUUCAAGUGAAGAUGUAAAGAGGAGGGACAAUGAGGAUAAAAGCAUGCAAUCGGGCAUGUCUCCUGAACGAAAGGAGGAUAUAUCUAAUAAAGACAGAAGUAACAGUCCUCACUUAAACAGACAAGGUUUACCACAUCAAGAAAGUACAGCAGAGAGGAUAAAGCAGCUCAAAUCUUUCUGGGAGCAGGAGAGGAACAAGCCCAUGUUUUACACCGGAAAACCUAAAGCUAGUGGGGAUGGUAAAGUCGCUCGUGGUGCAAAUCAGGCUAAACUGAAUAAAAGAUUUACAAAGUCGGAGUAUGACCUGAGGUCUAUUGGAAAUGAUUCAGGCAGCGAUGAGGAAGACUCUGAGAGAAAUCAUCAUCAUCAAUUUACUGUCCUUCCUUUGAAUCAGAGGAUAGAAAAGUUGUCCCCUAGCCUGGGCACGAGCCGAACACAAUUUAACACUCUGCGUGAGUUCUGGGACGAGGCCACGUCAGAUAUCAAGGGAUCAUUUUCCUUUGACAAACCCAAAAGCCCCAAGAGGAAAGAGCCAUUAAGUUCCCAGCUUCCAUCUCAGGAGUUAAAAUGUGGUGACCCUGAGAUUUACCGUGUAUAUACUGCUUUCGAGAAAACAGCUGUCAUGAAAUCAUCUCCUCAGAAUCGUUCAAAGUCGCCUCAUGAUAGACAGACAGGGUCAAGGGCAACGAAUGACGGCAAAAACAACCUGUCUAAUUAUACGACCGCUGAGUCGGGCCAGCAGAGAGAGUCCAAAAGGAGCUCAAAAGACUAUAAUAGAGAUGAGAAAUCCAUGAAACCACAAAGCAGUUCAGGAAAAGAGACUCGUUCUCCUAAGAGCAGAAAAGACAGCUUCAGCAAUUCGAGCAGUCGUGGGAAUUCUAUGCGUCGUGCCACCAGCAUGUUCACUCUGAGUGUUCCUGAUGAAAAAGAUCAAACCCAGCUUAAAAUGGAUGUAAGCCCUGUCCACUCCCAGAGUCGAAAGCAGAGGCAGAGCCCCGAAAAAGGCGCCGUGCCGAGAAGAUCAUCAGAAGAAACUGAGCCCCUGACUCCACGUGCACGGGCAUAUGUUCCCAGAGACUACCGGCAUUACCUGGGCAUGACAGAUAAGACCAGCAACCACACCUCCCUCGUCCCGGCUGUGAAGGACGAGGGGUCAGAGGGCAUGUCUGGGUAUGGAUUUGACCUGGGUGGGCCGGUGAGGGCCAGUACUCCAAUGAGCUCAGAGGAGCGUUACAGCAGGAAGGGCAGCAAGACGAGUCAGCGCCCCCUGUGGGCAAACUACAGCAGUUCAGACACAGGUCCGGAGUCAUCUGUGAGCAGCACAGAAACCUGGUCCAACUCAAGGAACAGUUCAAACCGUGAGAAUGAUGAUGAGGGCCAACACCCUGUAAGGAAAGCAUUGAGGCGAGCAGAAGCACGGCCUAAAAAUCUGGCUAAAAGUAUGGAGGACAUCACAGCAUCCUUAUCACCACGUCAAGAAAGAAGGCAAGACCCAAUAGCUGACAUGAGACGCAUUAGUGAUGUCAACCUCUCUUUAGUUUCAUCCAUCCCGUCACCCUCCUCAUCCUUAUUUUCGGAUCCAGAGCACCUGAAGAAGAUGAGCAAAUCCGUUCCUUCGUUCUUACAGAACGAGGACAUCGACAGAGACACUGACGAGGACAGUUACCACCCAGGAAGACUAAUGAUGGGCAACUCUUUGACUAACCUCACCAGCUCCUCUGGCAUGGCGUCUGUGUCGUCUGUAUGUUCACACACAGCACUGAGUGGAAGUGUGAUGACCAUGUACAGCGCGGACUUUGGGAAUGUGGAGGUUCAGGGAAACAUCCAGUUCUCCAUCAACUACAUUCAGAGACUCAGAGAGUUUCACAUCUUUGUGGCUGAGUGUCAAGACUUGGCUGCAGUCGACCCAAAGAGGGGCCGCUCAGAUCCGUAUGUCAAAAGCUACCUGGUCCCUGACAAAGCGAAUCUGGGAAAGAGGAAAACAUCUGUAAAAAAGAAGACACUAAAUCCAACUUUCAAAGAGAUUCUCAGAUAUCGUGUGCGCAUGGAGUACCUCCGAACCCAGACGCUCAUUCUGUCCGUUUGGCAUAACGACACCUUUGGCAGGAACAGUUUCUUGGGCGAGGUAGACGUGGACCUCUCCAAGUGGGACUUUGACCACACCCAGAUGAACUACUUAGCCCUGAAAGCAAGGACUACACCCACUCUAGCACCAUCAAAUGGUCGAGGAGGAGAGAUGAGACUGGCCAUACGUUUCCUGCCACAGAUCAUCCACAGUGAAGGAUUAGCUAAGGAGGGUCCAAACACCGGAGAGGUUCACAUUUGGGUGAAAGAAUGCAAGAACCUGCCUCUAAUUCGGGCCACCAUUGAUCCAUAUGUUAAGUGCUUUAUGCUGCCAGACACGAGCAGGAAGAGUCGCCAGAAGACACGUGUGCUGCGGAGGACGGUAGACCCAGCGUUCAACCACACAAUGGUGUACGAUGGCAUCAAAGAGGCUGAUCUGGCAGAAGCCUGCGUGGAGCUCACUGUCUGGGACCGAGACAGGCUAGCCAGCAACCUGCUGGGGGGCCUGAGGCUUGGAGCUGGAACAGGCAGAAGUUAUGGAGCAGUGGUGGACUGGAUGGACUCAACUCCCUAUGAGGUGGCCCUUUGGGAACGCAUGAAGGCCACACCGAAUGAAUGGGUGGAGGACGUACUCCCAAUAAGAAUGCUGAGCUCUGCCAAAACUGCUUUCAAAUAAGUAAAAGUAUACCAAACUGCAAAGACAGAGUGUUUUUGAGAGGUAAAAACACACAGUAAAUUAACUGUUUUAUAGAUACAGUGCAUUGAUUUAAGAUUUCUAAGGAUUUCAAAAAUCAUAAAGUAAAGACACUGGAGUGAAAAUUGGAAUCAACCAUGUAGCUGUAAUUUUUAGCAACCUGUGGUGCAACCUAACAAAGCAAUUUCCUAAAAAGGGUGGCACUGUGAACACUUCGGGAUCUCUAUGAAACGCCACAGGUGCUCAAGUAAAAGAGGAACUAUUGGUACAAGAGAGUGAGUUGUUUAUGAAUCUAGAGACUGGCACAGCUGUGAGCUUUUAUUCGGGAAUGAAAAUAAGACAUUUAAGACACCUGCUGAUAAACAGUACUGUAUGUGUUGGCUUUUGCCUUUUUAAGGGUGUUCAAACAAGAAUGUCACUGGACAAAAAGCAGCACUGAGGCACACAGGGAAAGGUAAUCAAGAAACCAUACAUCGAUCACACUACAAUAAACCCUCGAUAAAAACUGACUAACAUAACAAAGGUAACAAAAUACAAAAAAAAAGGAAAAAUCUGAGCAGAGGAUCUGUUGAUAAGCAAGUAUAGCUUUAAUUAAUAUCCACACACAAAGCAUGUUCUUGAUUACAUAUAUAUAAAUGCUCUUUGUUGAGUGGUACUAAAACAACUACAUCUUGGCCUUGUGAAAAACAGCUUUUAAUACCCACAGUUGUACCAGGAUCUGGAUUUAUAUCCUUUAACACUAUAUACAGUAAGUCCGCCAUUUUGUUUUGUAAAGUAAUUUGUUUGUUGCCCCCAAUGUGCAACACACCUGUUUAUAUCUCAUGAUCCAAAUUAUCAAGAUAUAAUCUCAGUUAGCUUUUUGUAAGGCUAAUAUAAUAUCAACAGUAAGACAUGUGAUAGCAAACAGUGGGAACAAUAAAAGUGCUUUGCAUUGAAAAUGUACUGAUGUUUAUUUAUAUUAUUCAAAUGUCCACAACAAUAAAUAUUUUCAGGGUAACUUCACUUUGAAAUAGAAAAAGAACAUUUCUGCUCAAAAUCAGAGACUUUACAUGAUCAUACAUCAGAAUUUAGAUUUCAGUGAGUGUGUGUUCUUUUUUGGAUCUCAGUACUUUUAAUUUCUAGCAUUUUUGACAUUCUGGUUUUCUGUAGUAUUUCUUUUUCUUUUUUUUUAUUAUCCCAAUACCUUAAAGCUUUGGCCUUUGAUCUGUAAAUUUCCAUUUAGGAACUUAACUUUGACAAAUCUUUUGUUAAGCAAUACUAAGACACUGGGUGAUGUAUUUUUCACUGCACUGGACCUUUAAGAAACCUACCCUAUUGUAUCUAUCUUAUGUCAAACUGUCCCUAACUACCUUUUGAUCACUUAAGUGUGGGGGUAAAGCUGUAUCUUCUGAAAACACUUAUUUUGACAGUAUUGCUAUAAAUCUAAUUGAAUUUGACCUCAUAUCUGACAUGUGAUGAAAUGUUAUGGUAUGUUAAAUAAAUUAAAUGCAGAACA
Siniperca chuatsi (mandarin fish) is the source of this 7399-nucleotide messenger RNA. RefSeq names its product synaptotagmin-like 2b (gene sytl2b). Gene Ontology annotation, biological process: intracellular protein transport; exocytosis. The record is from RefSeq and is a predicted model, not a curated record. Gene Ontology annotation, cellular component: plasma membrane; exocytic vesicle. NCBI's taxonomy places the organism in Eukaryota, Metazoa, Chordata, Actinopteri, Centrarchiformes, Sinipercidae. The transcript is spliced from 19 exons. Bases 700 to 5886 code for a protein of 1728 amino acids. Gene Ontology annotation, molecular function: small GTPase binding; neurexin family protein binding.